AUGCAGCUUGUCAGGAGCAUCGUAUUUUCGCUACUGGCAGCGUCCAGUCUUGCCAUACCAAGAAAUAUUGAUGUCCAAAAACCGGCGAUUCAGUCUGGGCCAACGCAAUAUAGUCUGAAGCAACCGCCUCUGACGACACCAUGGACAGAUCAGGUGGGAACGAAUCCGUGGCCUGAAUACCCUCGGCCACAAAUGCAGAGAACUCAAUGGCAGAAUCUCAAUGGAAUCUGGCAAUACAGACGUGCCUCUGGUCUCACAGAAAUUCAAAAUCCUCCUUUUGGUCAAAAUCUGGAUCAGGAGGUUCUCAUUCCGUCUUGUCUGGAGAGCGGUCUGUCAGGCAUUCAAGGAAGUUCCACCCUCUAUUCGUGGUUCCUGACUCAUUUUGAAGUACCUUCUUCGUGGAACGGCCAGCAGAUCCUGCUGAAUUUUGAUGCCGUUGACUACGAGGCUACUGUCUUUGUCAACGGGCAGAACGUUGGAUUCAACAGAGGAGGAUACUAUCACUUCACGUUGGAUGUGACUGGAUUCGUGAAACCGGGGAAAUCAAAUGAAUUGCUCGUCUUUGUGCAUGAUCCGACCGAUUCCGGUGACUAUGUGAUUCCAAUUGGCAAGCAGACACUGCGACCAAGCCAUAUCUUCUAUACGCCCUGCAGUGGCAUUUGGCAGACAGUGUGGAUUGAGCCCGCGCCUGUGAAACACGUCACUCAACUUGAUGUGGACGCAGACAUGAACGGCCAGGUCAACAUGACGGUUCAUACUUCCUCACCUGAUGAUACCGGCAAGGUUCAAGUAACCGUGCAUGACGGUGACCGCGUCAUUGCAUCUCAUGAGGGACCAUCCAACCGACCAUUCCAGUUCCAAGUUGACUCGGUGAAACUGUGGUCUCCCGAUGCGCCCAAUCUCUACAGCCUCACAGUCAAAGUGGACCAAGAUCAGAUUGAGAGCUACACGGGAUUUCGAACGAUCGGAAAAGGUACCGUCAAUGGCAUUGUUCGGCCUUUACUCAACGGAGAAUUCGUCUUCAUGUUCGGUACCCUGGACCAAGGAUAUUGGCCCGACGGGAUCUAUGUGCCUCCCACCAAGGAAGCAAUGAUCUACGAUCUGAAGCUGUUGAAGCGCCUUGGGUUCAACAGCGUGCGCAAACAUAUCAAAAUCGAGCCGCAAUUGUUCUAUCGUGCUUGCGAUGAGAUAGGUCUCCUUGUGAUCCAGGAUAUGCCCUCACUCCGACCGCUGCAGGGGGUCUUGCCCAAUGCUGCUCAGCAGGUUGAGUUUGCUCGUCAACUUGAUCUGCUUGUCAAUCAACUCAAGAGUUUCCCUAGCAUUGCCACCUGGGUCAUUUACAACGAAGGCUGGGGUCAAAUCACCAGCUACUAUCCCGAGUUCGAACUGACCGACCGUGUUCAACAAUUGGACCCCACUCGACUGGUCGACUCCACGACGGGUUGGAUUGAUCAUGGAGCCGGUGACUUCAGCUCCCUACAUCCCAAGAGGAUCGGUCUUCAAGGAGAGUUCGGCGGUCUAGGCCACAAUGUGUCCAUUGAACAUUUGUGGAAUGUUCAAGCGGCGAUCAACACCAUCGAUCAAACAUACGAACUUGACGAGACUAUUGAAAUCUGGAACUACCGUAGCCACAUCAUGCUUGCUGAACUGCAAGAUCAGACCAAGCGAUUUGCUUGCAGUGGUGGAAUCUGGACUCAAACGACGGAUGUUGAGGGUGAAGUCAAUGGACUCGUCACGUAUGAUCGCAGAUUAGUUCGUGCGGAUGAAACACAGUGGAAGGCCGACAUCCAAGCUCUCUAUGAUACCGCGGCCGCACAUGGCAACGCCAGAAGGGGAAGAUUGUGA
Penicillium oxalicum is the source of this 1845-nucleotide messenger RNA. RefSeq names its product putative hydrolase. Lineage: Eukaryota; Fungi; Ascomycota; Eurotiomycetes; Eurotiales; Aspergillaceae. The transcript is spliced from 8 exons. Gene Ontology annotation, molecular function: hydrolase activity, hydrolyzing O-glycosyl compounds. Gene Ontology annotation, biological process: carbohydrate metabolic process. The record is from RefSeq and is a predicted model, not a curated record. Bases 1 to 1845 code for a protein of 614 amino acids.